AUGGACGACUCCGGCGCAAGCGGAAGCUUCGAGGACCAUGAGGAGUUGAUGGGGACGUGCACAGGUGAGCUGGAAGAAGCUUACUUCGAAGAUGAAGAGACGACAGAGGAAGCCACCGAAGUCAGCGGAAACGCCCACACCGACGUGGAGCUCAACGAUGCCACCAUCCAGAAGUACCAGAGAGUGCACGAGGAUGAGUUCGAGGAGCUGAAGUUGCCAGACGCUGUGGCGGAAGAGAUACGCCAGUCUUGGCAGGACUUCCUCGCCAAGUUCACCACCGCCGAGUCCGCGGGCCUGGCCAUCUACGAUGCCAUCUUCGAGGAUGCUCCGGGCAUGCGGUCGAUGUUCAAAUCUCCGAGAACCAUCUUCGCGCUGACCUUCACCAACACUCUGAGCAACAUGUUUUCCAUGAGCAACAAUCCAUCUGCUCUGAAAUCGUCGGUGGAGACCCUCGGCUUUCAGCAUCUGGAUCGCGAAGUGACUCCGGCGAGGCUGGGAAUCUUCGCAGGUGCCAUUUUAAACAGCAUGGACGCUGAGCUGGGCCGGGAGUUCACUCCGGAGGCUCGCGCAGGGAUCGUCGCGAUGCUCAACUACAUCGGUGGCGCAAUUGUGUACUGCCGCAACGAGCUGGGCACGCGCAUCAAGAUCAUCCAGCGCAGCUGGAAGAUUGCCAACCACAACCAUGUCGAGGUGCCCUCAGAAACACCGGACGACGUGGAGUUAGAGCAAGACGAGUCAGUCUCAUCGCCAUCGGACUCGGACAAGCAAAGGCAAACUUCUGAGCAAACCGACGCCACAGCGGCCUCCUCCGGCGAGAAGGGUCAGAAAACCAAGGGCAAGCCGGAUGACGAUGAGGCGGGUGUCGUCGGUCUCGGUGAAGUCAAGGUACCAGCCACUUUCAAUGAGAUGUUUCUCUUCAAUGCGGCGGUGAUGGGUUUCGCCGACAGCAAGUGGAUGCACAUCGUCCUCGAACGCUUCGAUGGCAUGGCGACGAAUGUGGCCAACACCACUCGUCUCCAGGAGGAGUGCGAUGUGCUUUCCCUGAUCCUCGCCAGAUACAACAAGGGUCAGAUCGUCCUUCCGCAGUUCAAGGCAGUGAUGUUGGCUUCCUUGAGGUCCAUGGUUCCCAAAGAUUGGGAUAUGGAUCACGAGGUGGCGUGGAAUUGGUUCUGGGAGAACAUGGAGAAGAUGCUCAAGAAGAUGAUGGGCGUGCCUCAAGCCUACAACAAAGUGCUCAAGAAGUUGCUGGGCAGCCUAGACGAGGCCAGCAUCCAGCAGACCCGGCAAGCCGUCUUCGAGCGCUUCUUCGAGCUCGCACCGAGCGCCGAGAACUUCAUGAAGCAAUCCUCUACCAGGAUGUACUACAUCGCAGACAAGAUCAUGGAGAUGACCCUUGACAUCUACGAGAACACGCAGCAGCUUGUGGACGACAUCUCAAGCCUUGGCCUGCGCCACGUGGGGUAUGGCGUGCCCACCGAGUACUUUCCGCCCAUGGUCCAAGCCUACUGCGAGGCGAUCGACGAUCUUUGUAACGGUGAAUCGACUGCCUUCCGCUGGUCGCUGACGCUGAUCACCAAGAUUCUGACCCGCGUCAUCCUCGAAGGGUCGACGGUCGUGAUGAAGGCGAUCAACACCAAUCAGGAGUCAGCGGUUCGGCAAGCCGUGGCAGUGGCUGCACGCGGAAAGAGGGCCAUGAGGGUGCUGAGCGUAUCCGUGGGUACCCAGACGAUCUCGCCUUUGUACUGGGCCAUCGACAGUGGCAGGCUCAGCUGCGCAAAGGCCAUCAUAGAGGACUUGCUGACCAUCCGGGCCGACCGUGAUGUGUACUACUACGGCUGUGAAGCCUUGUUCACCCGCCAUCCUGAGAUUGUGCAGAAGAUGUGCAUGAGUGCUCCAAGUCUGCUGAUCGCUCUCUUGGAUGGUCUGGUUUGGCGCUCCAGGUUGACAAAAGAUGGCAGCCGCCGCGUCAACCUCUACAUCAAGCACCUGGUGCAGGACAGCACAGGCGUGUUCAGCCCUACACUCCAAUGGCUUGUGCAGUACAAAGACCCGAAGAUCAUGAGCCAUCUCGUCGUCGCCUUGACGACGGACCUGAUCUGGAGUCGGUUCGCCGCAUUCCAGUUCCUCCGGAACAAGUUCUGGUUCCUCAUAACGCUUGCCGUCUUCUUCGUGAGCCAGUCCAUUCUGAAAGAGCAGACCGGUGUCGAAGAAUCCUUCGAGACAAACUGUUCACGCUUUGUGCUGCGCAUGUGGUUGUACCUGGCAAGCUUGUGUGGCCUGUACAGUUUGGUCAGGGACAUCGCCUCGGAAAUCUAUCGCGGCAAGGUGAUCAGGACUUCCACCAUUUCCAUCCCGAAAUCCUUCACGGAUUUCAAGCAGCUCGGUCGACUCGCCCUGACCUGGGUCUUGAUCUUGAUGCUCUUCUUCGAGCCCAUCCUACGGUGUGCUUCCAAGUGGACGGACAGUCACACCCACAGCCAGCUCUUCACUACACAUUGUGGAGUGGAAGAGGAGAUCCGGAUGUACUCGAUCUUCUCCGCCAUCGGCAUGGUGCUGUUCUGGCUGCUUUUGACCGACUGCACCGUCUUCUCCAUGCGGCUGUCGGCGUUCUUGCUGGUUUGCGGCUGGGUCGUUGUGGAGGUGGGCCUGUUCCUCCUUGCGCUGACGUUCCUCAUCCUGACCUUCUCCACGGCAUUGAGUUCCUUGCAGCACAACUUAGUGGAGUUUGACGGCGCCAUGACGUGGGUCAGCGCGCUGACGCAGAUGGCCUUCGGGAUGUUCCCAGCCUCGGAUUUCGACGCCACCAAGAAAGACCUGCCCAUCUUCAUUUGCCUGACCCUCUUCAUGGCGCUGGCCACCGUCUUCCUCAUGAACCUCCUGAUCGCCCAGCUUGCGGAAUCCUAUAGCAGCAUGUUCGCCGACAUGACGGGCUUCGCUCGACUCAAUCGAGCUGGUGUGGUCGUGUCCGUGCUGGCAGAAGCUCGCCCGGCUCGGUUCGCAAAGUUCCUGCGCACGCUGAAUUUAGAGGACCGCCUGGAGUUCAACGAAGGCGACCUCGGCCCAGCCGGCGGCAUUCAGAUCCACGAGCCGGCGAAUGAGCACACGGUGACGGAGGACUCCAUCCUCCGAUACGGCGGCCCCACGGCGCCAUCAGUUCCGUGGCCGGAGGACGACCGGAAGGUGGAAGCUUGGCAGAGGCAUCAAUGUCAAGAACGGGUCGCAGAUGCCCAGCGUGAUGAGCUCAAAGCCUGCAUCGACAUUCUCGGACUAGAGUCUGACUAUGGGCGACAAGGUUCCCAAUGCGAGCCUCCGGUUGCGAAGGGCGUCAGCUACGGCACAGCUGGCACACUUGCGCGCCUCGCGAAGCAGAAGGGAGCUCCAGGCAUUUUAGCGAGCCCGCCCAAUUCCGUUUCCAGCUUCCCACAUCGGGGAGACCGACCAGACAAGAAGACCGGAGAAGCCCUGAGGCAUGCAGACUUUGUGUUGGCGAGUGGUGAAGCCAUGCCCCCGGGUGUCAGCCCAACCUACCCAACGGACCCAACGGUAGCUGGAGCUCUCAUGUACUCACCUGUCUGCACCGGGCGAACGUCCUCUGAUGUUGACAGGUUGCUGCAGCUGCGCGUGCUGCGCCGGCUGCAGCGGCAGCGUGUGCAACUGCAGCGUUUGCAGCGGCAGCUGGUUCUGCUCCGCGGCAGGUUGACACAUCUACCCAAGGGAGAGAGCGAGGAAGCUGCGCUGGCGGGCCCUGCACCUGGUUCGGCGACGGGGGAUCUCGAAGAAGAUGCAGCCUCGCAGGAUCUCUGUGAAGAUAGCCAGUGCACCAGCAACGAGCUCAACGACACCACCAUCCAGAAGUACCAGAGAGUGCACGAGGAUGAGCUCGAGGAGCUGAAGUUGCCGGAGGCUGUGGCAGAAGAGAUACGCCAGUCUUGGCAGGACUUCCUUGCCAAGUUCACGACGGCCGAACUCGCAGGCCUGGCCAUCUACGAUGCCAUCUUCGAGGAUGCGCCGGGCAUGCGGUCGAUGUUCAAGACUCCGAGAACCAUCUUUGCGCUGACCUUCACCAACACCCUGAGCAACAUGUUUUCCAUGAGCAACAACCCGUCUGCUCUGAAAUCUUCGGUGGAGACUCUCGGAUUUCAGCACCUGGAUCGCGAAGUAACUCCGGCAAGGCUGGCAAUCUUCGCAGGUGCCAUCUUGAACAACAUGGAUGCUGAGCUGGGCCGGGAAUUCACUCCAGAGGUUCGCGCAGGGAUGGUCGCGAUGCUCAACUACAUCGGUGGUGCCAUUGUGUACUGCCGCAACGAGCUGGGCACGCGGAUCAAAAUCAUCCAGCGCAGCUGGAAGAUUGCCAACCACCACCAUGUCGAGGUGCCCUCAGAAACACCGGACGACGUGGAGCCAGAGCAAGACGAGUCAAUCUCAUCGCCAUCGGACAAGCAAAGGCAAAUUUCGGCGGAAACGGAGGAUACAGCGGCCUCCUCCGGCGAGAAGGGCCAGAAAUCCAAGGGCAGGGUGGAUGAGGAUGACACGGCUUUCGUCGGUCUCGGUGAAGUCAAGGUGCCAGCCACUUUCAAUGAGAUGUUCCUCUUCAACGUGGCGGUGAUGGGUUUCGCCGACAGCAAGUGGAUGCACAUCGUCCUCGAACGCUUCGAUGGCAUGGCGACGAAUGUGGCCAAUACCACUCGUCUCCAGGAGGAGUGCGAUGUGCUUUCUCUGCUCCUCGCCAGAUACAACAAGGGUCAGAUCCUCCUUCCGCAGUUCAAGGCAGUGAUGUUGGCUUCCUUGAGGUCCAUGGUUCCCAAAGAUUGGGAUAUGGAUCAUGAGGUGGCGUGGAAGUGGUUUUGGGAGAACAUGGAGAAGAUGCUCAAGAAGAUGAUGGGCGUGCCUCAAGCCUACAACAAAGUGCUCAAGAAGUUGCUGGGCAGCCUGGACGAGGCCGGCGAAAGGAGAUGCAUUGAGAAGACAAACCAGGCAGCAAACUUGAUUAGGACGUUCGGAGAUCGAGUGCAAACCGAGAUGUAG
Symbiodinium natans is the source of this 5025-nucleotide messenger RNA. NCBI's taxonomy places the organism in Eukaryota, Dinophyceae, Suessiales, Symbiodiniaceae. The record is from the annotation of a GenBank genome assembly.